Molecule: messenger RNA, 1314 nt
Organism: Juglans microcarpa x Juglans regia
Lineage: Eukaryota; Viridiplantae; Streptophyta; Magnoliopsida; Fagales; Juglandaceae
Product: exosome complex component RRP42
Exons: 9
Coding region: 243-1121 (292 amino acids)
Biological process (GO): nuclear polyadenylation-dependent mRNA catabolic process; exonucleolytic trimming to generate mature 3'-end of 5.8S rRNA from tricistronic rRNA transcript (SSU-rRNA, 5.8S rRNA, LSU-rRNA); U1 snRNA 3'-end processing
Cellular component (GO): cytoplasmic exosome (RNase complex); nuclear exosome (RNase complex)
Source: RefSeq, a predicted model, not a curated record
CUCUCCCCGUCACUUUCUCUCCCCAUUUCGGCUACACACGCCCCAUUUCCUACCCACAGUGCAUCUCACUCUCUCUCUCCGUCCCCCACUCCCCCGCAGGUCCUCUGUUUUCACUCAUCCCUUCGUCGGUUUCUAGCCAGUUCUUGUUGUUUGGUGCUGCACGCCCCCACCACCUCCCUGGAUUCUUGCUGAACGACGGUUGUGAUAUUGUUAGAGGUCGGACCCUAGGCUUACAUAAUACAAUGCAAGAUUUAAGAAUGGUGGGACUCUCUCUUGGAGAGAAGAACUUCAUACAGGGGGGCAUUGCUCAAGAUCUUCGCUCUGAUGGUCGGAAAAGAUUAACUUACCGGCCUGUUUCUGUUGAAACUGGAGUUAUACCUCAGGCAAAUGGUUCGGCAAGAGUCAGGAUGGGGGCAACAGAUGUUAUUUCCAGUGUGAAGGCCGAACUUGGGAAGCCAAGUUCAUUGCAACCUGACAAAGGAAAGGUCUCCAUUUAUGUUGAUUGUAGUCCAACUGCAGCACCAAUGUUUGAGGGAAGAGGGGGUGAUGAGUUGUCAACAGACCUCUCGGUUGCUCUUCAGUGUUGUCUCUUGGGUGGUAAAAGUGGAGCUGGGGCUGGAAUUGAUCUCUCAUCUCUAAUAGUUGUGGAGGGAAAGAUGUGCUGGGGUCUUUAUAUCGAUUGCCUCGUCGUUAGUUCAGAUGGGAAUCUACUGGAUGCCCUAGGUGCUGCCAUUAAGGCUGCUCUGAGCAAUACCGGCAUUCCAAGGGUUCUUGUGGCAGCUGGUGCUUCAGGCGAUGAGCAACCAGAGGUUGACAUUAGUGACGAAGAAUUUCUGCAGUUUGACACAUCAGACAUCCCCGUCAUAGUUACGUUAACAAAGGUGGGUAGGCACUAUAUAGUAGAUGCCACAUCAGAAGAGGAAUCCCAAAUGAGCUCUGCGGUCUCUAUAUCUGUCAACAGGAAAGGACACAUUUGUGGUCUGACUAAACGAGGUGGUGCAGGCCUAGAUCCUAGCAUCGUUCUCGACAUGAUAUCUGUGGCAAAGCACGUAAGUGAACAGCUAAUGAACAAGUUGGAUUCUGAGAUAGCUGCUGCUGAAGCUGUCGAAGAUGCUUCAUGACAUGUUUAGAACCUCUGAUGCCAUUAUAGUUGGUACAUUUGAACUUAUAAAAAAAAAAAAAAAAAAGGUUGGUACAUUUGAACAGGACUGUGUUCUAUGUAGAAUUUUUUAUAAAUUACCUGGGGGAUGAAGAUAGAAUGGCAUGUUUCAACCUCAAUUUUCAGAGCUGUGUAAUCUAAUUUUGCUUGUUCCA